GUCGUCGUUGUGUGUAGGUGCGAAAUGAAGGGCUUUCCCUCUGUUUACUCUCUCUCUCUCUCUCUGCUAAUUCUGAUAAUGGAUCUCUAACCAAGCUUCAUCUCUUUCACUUUUUUCCUUCUCUUUCUGGGUUCCACGCCACAAAACGCUGCGUUUCAUUCCGACCUAAACUUCCCACUUUCCGGGUAGAUUGCGUCAAUUUCAGAAUUCCCAGAUCUUCUUUCUGCCAUUAACACGAGGUAGCUUUCAGUGAUUUUUGUUUUUUAUUUGAUUUAAUUUGGAUCUCGAGGGUUGGAACUGUAGGAAGUGAAAUCUGGAAUUUGGGGGAAAAUAAUUGAAUUAUUCCGGUGAAUUGAUUUGGGGGGUUUUGUUGUGAUGGCUUCGAAUCCUCCAUUUCAUGUGGAGGAUCAGACGGAUGAGGAUUUUUUUGAUAAAUUGGUUGAGGAGGAUAUGAGUCCUGUCAAAUCUGGAAGCAAUGACUCUGAUGAUGUCAAGGCUUUCGCCAAUUUGGGUAUCGGGAAUGAUGCUGAUGCUGAUGCUGAUGCUGAUGCUGAUGCUGGUGCCGAUGCGGCAUUUGAUCAUUCGGGUGGUGGAGGAAGUGGGGUGGAGUUGAAAGGGGAGGAGGAGGAAGAUGGUGCUGUGAAAUUGGAUGGUGGGAAUUCACAAGAGGGGGGGAGUUUUUUGGUGUCGUCUAGUGAAUCAGGAUGUGAUAGUGUGAUGGAUCGCGGUGGUGAUAAUGCGGUGGGGUCGGAGGUCGGGCCAGAUUUGAGCGUGGGCAAGAGCAAUGGAAUGCAUAAUUCGGGGAUUAAGGUGGUUGAUUGGAAUGCGUUUAAUGCUGCUGAUUCAAAUGGUGGUACUGGGUUUGGAUCGUAUUCUGACUUUUUCACCGAGUUUGAAGAUCAAUCUGGGAAAGGAUUUCAUGAUUCUAAUAAGACUGAGGUGAAACCUGGAAAUGAAAUUGCAAACGAUAGCUUAGAUGCUUCAGCUAAUUAUGUGCAAUAUCAAGAUGGUCAAGGUUAUGAUGCAUCUACAGGAAAUGGGAUUAGUGAGCAACAAGAUCCGAAUAGCAGUCAGUAUUGGGAGAGUCUAUAUCCUGGUUGGAAGUAUGACCACAACACGGGGCAAUGGUAUCAAGUAGAUGACCCUAAUGCAACAGCCACUACUCAGGGUGGCUCUGAUGCCAGUACAGGUGUCGGUUGGACUGCUUCUGCUGAUGCCAGUACAGGUGUCGGUUGGACUGCGGCUGCUGAUGCUAAAGCGGAGGUCUCCUAUCUGCAGCAAACUCCUCAGUCUGUUGCGGGAACUUUAGCUGAAACUGGCACAACUGAAAGUGUAUCUAGCUGGAAUCAGGUUUCACAAGGGAAUAAUGGGUAUCCUGAGCAUAUGGUUUUCGAUCCUCAGUAUCCGGGUUGGUAUUAUGACACAAUUGCCCAAGAAUGGCGCUCGUUAGAGACUUACAAUUCAUCAAUUCAAUCUGCUACUCAGGGACUUCAAAAUGGUAAUGCUUCUACCAGUUCUUUUGCACAUAAUGGUAACAAUUUCUAUGGAGAGUAUGGCCAAGCCGGAAAUUAUGAGCCACAGGGCAUUAGUAGUCAAGCUGCAAAUGAUAGCUGGGGUGGUUCUUAUGGUAUUAGUCAUCAGCAGGGUUUGGAAACAUCCACAACUCAGUCUGCUAUUAGAAGUGGGGACAGUGCAACUUCGGGUGGAAACCAGCAAUAUGAUCAUCCUUUUGGUUCAAGUAUUUCUUUCAACAGGGAUCAACAAAAUACUUCAAGCUCCUUUGGGUCAGUUCCAUCGUACAAUAAAGCAAACCCCGACCAUGGGUUGGCUAAUGGAACUCUUGAAGUGCAAAACUUUGCUCCGAGUGGGAACUAUGGUCAACAUUUUAAUUAUUCGAACACACAGUUUGAUGAACAAAAAAAAUUCUCAAAUGAUUAUGCUGAUAGUCAGAAGCCUCUCAGUUACUCCCGGCAAUCAUUCCAGGGUGGGCAUCAGCAAUCAUACGCCCCUAAUGUUGGAAGAUCAUCAGCUGGACGUCCUCCUCAUGCCUUAGUAACCUUUGGCUUUGGUGGAAAACUCAUUGUAAUGAAAGAUUCUAAUCUGUUGAGCUCACCAUAUGAAAGUCAGAGUUCUGUACAAGGCUCUGUUUCUGUGUUAAACUUGAUGGAAGUUGUUGCUGGAAGCAUUGAUUCUUCCAGCAUUGGAAAUGGCGCUUGUGAUUAUUUUCGGGCUCUCAGCCAGCAAUCUUUCCCAGGUCCAUUGGUUGGUGGGAGUGUUGGAAGUAAAGAGUUGCACAAAUGGAUAGAUGAGAGGAUUACGCACUGCGGAUCGCCUGACAUGGAUUAUAAGAAAGGCGAAAAGUUGAGACUCCUUCUGUCCUUGCUUAAAAUAGCCUGUCAACAUUAUGGAAAACUACGUUCUCCUUUUGGUACGGACAACAUACUAAAAGAAAAUGAUAAUCCUGGGUCAGCAGUUGCAAAGCUUUUUGCAUCUGCCAAAAUGAGUGGCAAGGAGUUCACUCAGUAUGGUGUGCUGAGCCACUGCCUGCAAAAUUUGCCUUCUGAAGCACAAAUGCGGGCAACGGCUUCUGAGGUACAGAAUCUUCUUGUCUCUGGCAAAAAGAAGGAGGCUUUGCAAUAUGCACAAGAAGGUCAGUUAUGGGGACCUGCUCUUGUUCUUGCUUCACAACUCGGUGAACAGUUCUAUGUGGAUACUGUGAAACAAAUGUCACUUCGUCAACUGGUUGCUGGGUCUCCUCUGCGCACAUUAUGCCUUCUAAUUGCUGGGCAACCAGCUGAAGUUUUCUCUUCUGACAGCUCAACAAGUGGGGACCCUAGUGCUUUUGAUAUGCCUCAGCAGCAUGUGCAGUUUGGAUCUAAUGGCAUGCUUGAAGAUUGGGAGGAGAAUCUGGCUGUAAUAACCGCAAACAGAACUAAAGAUGAUGAGCUUGUAAUUAUUCAUCUUGGUGAUUGCUUGUGGAAGGAAAGAAGUGAGAUUACUGCUGCACACAUCUGCUAUUUAAUUGCUGAAGCAAAUUUUGAGUCAUACUCAGAUAGUGCAAGGAUGUGUCUGAUAGGAGCAGAUCACUGGAAAUUUCCUCGAACUUAUGCUAGUCCAGAUGCUAUCCAGAGGACGGAGUUAUACGAAUAUUCAAAGGUGCUUGGAAACUCUCAAUUCAUUUUGCUUCCAUUUCAGCCAUAUAAGAUUAUAUAUGCAUGUAUGCUAGCUGAAGUGGGAAAGUUGUCAGACUCGUUGAAGUACUGCCAAGCAGUACUGAAAUCCUUAAAAACUGGCCGUGCACCAGAAGCUGAAACAUGGAAACAAUUGAUAUCAUCUCUUGAGGAGAGGAUUAGAGCCCACCAACAGGGUGGGUAUGCUGCAAAUCUGGCUCCUGCAAAAUUAGUGGGCAAAUUACUCAACUUUUUUGAUAGUACUGCUCAUAGAGUUGUUGGUGGUUUACCACCACCUGCUCCAUCAUCAUCACAAGGAACUGCUCAGGGAAAUGAACAAACUUUCCAAACUACUGCGCACAGAGUAUCCAAUAGCCAAUCAACAAUGGCCAUGUCAUCUUUAGUCCCGUCUGCUUCGAUGGAGUGGACAGCUGACAAUAAUAGAACGACAAAACCUAAUAGAAGCGCUUCAGAGCCAGACUUUGGUAGAACUCCCCGUCAGGGAAAAUCACCCGAUUCAGGGGCCACUUCUCGCUUUUCUCGUUUUGGUUUUGGCUCACAACUUUUGCAAAAGACGGUGGGGCUAGUCUUGAGACCUCGCCCUGGCAAACAGGCUAAAUUGGGGGAAAAGAACAAGUUCUAUUAUGAUGAAAACCUGAAAAGAUGGGUAGAGGAAGGUGCUGAACUUCCAGCUGAAGAAACUGCAUUACCACCACCUCCAACCACUACUGUUUUCCAGAAUGGUUCAACUGACUACAACUUGAAAUCUGCAUUGAAGACAGAAGUGUCACCUUCAAAUGAGGGUUCUGAUUUGAAAACUUCGAGUCCUGAACUGACUCCAGGGAUCCCACCAAUACCACCUAGCACAAAUCAAUUCUCUGCCCGUGGUCGCCUUGGUGUUCGAUCAAGGUAUGUUGACACCUUCAACCAAGGUGGUGGAAGCUCUGCAAACUUGUUUCAGACACCACCUGUUCCAUCUGUCAAACCUGCUGUCACUGCCAAUGCAAAGUUUUUUAUUCCUGCUCCAGCACCAUCAUCAAGUGAGCAGACAAUGGAAGCUAUAGCAGAAAAUAAUCAAGAAGAUAGUUCAGCUCUUGAAAAUCCGUCAACAUCUUCUAGGAAUGAUUGGGCAUACCUAUCCCCCAAAACACCAUCACCAAUGGCCAGGCAAAGGUUUCCAAGUAUGGGUAACAUCCCAAGCCCGGGAGCAAUGAUUAAUGGCAGUAACUCUCAUCAUACUCAUACGUCCCCUCAUUCACGGCGAACAGCUUCAUGGAGCGGUGGGAGUUAUGGUGAUUCAUUCUAUCCCACCACAAAAAUGAAUGAAGCUAAGCCUCUAGGGGAAGCUUUGGGAAUGCCACCAUCAACAUUUAUGCCAGAUGAUGCUUCUUUAAUGCACACUCCUGUGAAGAGUGGGAGUUUUGGAGAUCUUCAUGAGGUUGAACUUUGAGCAGAUAAUUUAAGUUGUAAAUAUCAAAUUUUGUUUAUGGUCAUCACAUGAGGUGAAGUUCAUGAAGAAGCAAAAGAUAUCUUACCCCCACACCCCUUGUUUUGCUUGCUUUAAAUGCAAAGGGAGUUGAUACAUGCCACCAUCUAAGGUUGAAGGGCAAGGAACUUGUGUCUUCUUCUAGCUAAGGAUAGACCAUGUAGGUGAGUAGUACCACUCAUUUGUUCAUUUUAUUAAACAGUAAAACACAAGAUGUCCCUCAAUGAAUAGAGGUGACAACAGAUCAAGGACAAAAGAAUAGUCUGUGGAUUUGUGAAAUGUAAGUUUUGCCCCCUUCUGUAAUUGUUUUAGUCAUGAAAUGGAAUUUAAUUUACAAA
Messenger RNA from Lotus japonicus, 4994 nucleotides. RefSeq names its product protein transport protein SEC16A homolog. Gene Ontology annotation, cellular component: ER to Golgi transport vesicle membrane; endoplasmic reticulum exit site. The record is from RefSeq and is a predicted model, not a curated record. Gene Ontology annotation, biological process: autophagy; Golgi organization; COPII vesicle coat assembly. NCBI's taxonomy places the organism in Eukaryota, Viridiplantae, Streptophyta, Magnoliopsida, Fabales, Fabaceae. The coding region runs from base 376 to 4620 and encodes 1414 amino acids. The transcript is spliced from 13 exons.